CCGAGCCAGGCCUGUCCCGAGGGACCUCUUUGCCGACUCCUUCCUGCGCGAGCAUCUCCCGGGUGCUGGGACCGUCCCCGGCAUGACGGACGUCACAGACUACAGCGCUCCUGCACCCCUCCGCCACGGGGCGCACCCCAGCGGCCCGAACGAUGUGGCCAUGCGGCUGGCCUUCAUCGGGGACGAGAUGGAGGUGCGGUGGACGCUGCCCGGCCGGGCCGUGCACAGCCUGGCCCUCACCUACAGCCAGACGGGCGUGCGGGGCGUCCUCGGAGACCUGCUCAGGAACCUCAGGGAGAGUGCACGGAUCUGGGGCUUCCUGACCCUCAGGGCCCGGGUGCGCCCCGCCCUGGGGCGCGAGCUGGCGCUGUCCUUGGUGCUGCUGCUGCUUGUGGGCUGGGGUCUGCGUUUCCUGUGACCCCUGCGGCUGCUGGCAGCCUGGGGGGCUGGACCCCCCUCCCGCCACCCUGGAGGUG
Messenger RNA from Sorex fumeus (smoky shrew), 476 nucleotides. Its product is annotated as bcl-2-interacting killer-like. Gene Ontology annotation, biological process: regulation of apoptotic process; apoptotic process; male gonad development. Bases 83 to 418 code for a protein of 111 amino acids. The record is from RefSeq and is a predicted model, not a curated record. NCBI's taxonomy places the organism in Eukaryota, Metazoa, Chordata, Mammalia, Eulipotyphla, Soricidae. The transcript has 4 exons.